CCAAACCUUUUGAAGUUAAACAUGACUUCUAUACCUUUAGAAAUAUCGGUAGUCUCCGCCGAUGUUCUCAAAAAACCCAAGUUCUUCAACAGACCCCGCGCUUACAUCGUCGUUACGCUCGCCGGCGACUCCGUCUCGAGGCAGAGGACGCCGGUGGACGAUCGCAAUGGCGGGAAGCCGCAUUGGAAUUUCACGAUGAGGUUCGAAGUGGAACGAUUGAAGUUGCAACGAAACUCGGCCGUGCUUGUGUUUCAGCUCCGCCGCCGCAGGACUAUCGGAGACAAGGAUAUCGGGUCGGUUUACGUCCCGGUUAAAGAGCUUUUCGAUGGCGCAGGAGGCACGAACUGCAGCCGGCCGGUGGCUUUUCCGGUGAGUUCGAGGUCGGGGAAGCCGAAAGGGGUGGUUUAUUUAUCGUACAUGUUCGGAGAUUUUCCUGUCGGUACUAGUGUGUCACGAGAGUCACGUAAUUUCACUACAAGUGCAUUAGGACAGGGAGACAAAGGUAUUUUGGGGCAGAAAAUCACUAGGCCAGUUCGUCAAACAACGGUUGUCGGCGGUGCAGAGAGAGUAGGUAUUGCGGGACGGAAGAUCCCUAGGCCAGUUCGUGAAACGGCGGUUGUCGGCGGUGGAGAGAAAGUAGGUAUUGCGGGGCAGAAGAUCCCUAGGCCAGUUCAUGAAAUGGCGGUUGUCGGCGGUGGAGAGAGAGUACUAGUACUGCCUUCCGCGCCGCCACAUCCGGUGCCUUCUGCGCCACCAUGUCCGGCACCUUCGGCACCAUAUUUGCCGAUCGGUGGGUAUUUUCCGGUGAACGGUCCUUGUCCUUCGGCUCCCUAUAUCGGACAAGAUUUUGGGUCGUUGAUAUAGGGGUGAAUAAGGUAGGAUUUUUGGCUGACUUUGAUGUAGAAUCUAUCGUGUUGUUCAAUCUUUUUCAGAGUUUGAUAGUGAUUCUAUAUCCGGAGUAAUUUUAUUCUGUUGUUUGAAUUUGUUCAGUAAU
This is a messenger RNA of Rhododendron vialii, 994 nucleotides long. RefSeq lists its product as uncharacterized. Gene Ontology annotation, biological process: defense response. The record is from RefSeq and is a predicted model, not a curated record. NCBI's taxonomy places the organism in Eukaryota, Viridiplantae, Streptophyta, Magnoliopsida, Ericales, Ericaceae. The transcript has a single exon. The coding region runs from base 22 to 864 and encodes 280 amino acids.